Encephalitozoon cuniculi GB-M1 is the source of this 831-nucleotide messenger RNA. RefSeq lists its product as uncharacterized. Bases 1 to 831 code for a protein of 276 amino acids. The transcript has a single exon. Lineage: Eukaryota; Fungi; Microsporidia; Unikaryonidae. The record is from RefSeq and is marked provisional.
AUGGCCGCGCCCACCCAACUCCCCGAGACUGCCAAGCCAAAGCACUCCAACCAAUCUGAAGCCGGUCCAGCCCCACUGGCUUCUCCAACAGCCCCCAUGCCACGCCCUGCAUCCCAUCUAGCACCCAUGCCUUCAGAUCAUCCAGACUUCCGAUCCAAGUCCGCUCGUCUUAGAUGCCAACCGCCCCGUACAAACAACUGCGGCACAUUCAAACAACCACCGUCAGUCGCUGCCACUAGCCGUCCAAAGCCAGGCAACCCAUUCCUCCAGCCCCCAACCAAAGGCACGCCUCCCCCAAAGAAGAAGAAGAAGAACCACACAGAAGGAUGCCACACACACGAAGCCAAUCCAGAACCAAACACCAAACACACAGAAACAGAGCCCCCAAUCAUCUCCCACUGCCCUCCUCCACAUCCAGGGCCCACUGCAACCCCGAAUCUCCUCCCUUGCCCAAACCCCACUUCAUCAUUCUGUCAAAACACCAGAGACAGCCCCAGCUUGCCCCCCCAACGUCCAAACAUGGUCCAUAUUCCCGAAACACCCCUCCAAAGACGUCACAGCCCAAGUCAAAUCCCAAUCCGUAUCCCACCGAGCCCCUAUAACCUAUCAACCGCCAAGACCUACUACUACCUCCAACCCCCGUAUCUCCCAAUCCUAUCACAUGAAAUCCAUUUCAUCGUACCUCUCCUUUGCCCAUAUGAACAUCACACACACAACAGAGCAGCACGCCGAGAACCAGCCACACUGGAAAACAAUCCUCGACAUCGCUCCAUUCGUCUCAAUUACAUUCCCAGCCAUCAUGUGCCUCAUCUUCGACGAAGACAGUUUUGA